AUUAAAUUCUACUAAGUAUAAUCGAUUGUUUUGCCCUCGAACUGGAUAAAUGCUAGUUGUCAACAAAGUAUUGUCUAGAAAUUGGUGAAGAUGACGACAUUUUAUAAAUUGGAUAUAAAUCGGACUGAAUGGGAGAUUCCAGAUAUAUACCAGCAGCUUCAAGCUGUUGGCUCCGGGGCCUAUGGACAAGUAUGCAAGGCAAUUGUCCGAAAUACUGGUAUGAAGGUGGCUAUAAAAAAAUUAGCACGCCCCUUUCAGUCGGCUGUUCAUGCAAAAAGAACGUAUCGUGAACUACGAUUACUUAAACAUAUGGAACAUGAAAAUGUAAUUGGCUUGUUAGAUGUUUUUCAUCCAGGCCAACCAGCAGAUUCUUUGGAGAAUUUUCAACAGGUCUAUUUGGUGACGCACUUAAUGGACGCUGAUCUCAACAAUAUUAUUCGAACACAAAAACUUUCUGAUGACCAUGUUCAAUUUUUGGUUUACCAAAUUUUGCGUGGCCUAAAAUACAUACAUAGUGCCGGCAUUAUACAUCGCGAUUUAAAGCCUUCAAAUAUUGCUGUGAAUGAAGAUUGUGAGUUGAGAAUACUUGACUUUGGUUUGGCAAGACCCGCGGAAAGCGAAAUGACUGGUUACGUGGCUACUCGAUGGUAUCGAGCCCCAGAAAUAAUGCUCAACUGGAUGCAUUACAAUCAGACAGUAGAUAUUUGGUCUGUUGGUUGUAUAAUGGCUGAACUUCUAACCGGGCGUACUUUGUUUCCUGGAACCGAUCACAUACAUCAACUUAAUCUAAUUAUGGAAAUACUCGGCACUCCCCCUGAAGACUUUAUGCAAAAAAUUUCAUCAGAAAGUGCUCGGACUUAUAUAAGAGCCUUACCAAAAUUAACACGAAGAGACUUUCGAGAUGUUUUUCGAUUUGCUAAUCCUUCAGCUAUAGAUUUGCUUGAAAAGAUGUUAGAACUGGAUGCAGAAAAACGUAUUACAGCGGAGCAAGCUUUGGCCCACCCAUAUAUGGAGAAGUAUCAUGACCCAAGUGACGAGCAAACAUCACCACUAUAUGAUCAAAGUUUUGAAGAUAUGGAUUUGCCUGUUGAGAAGUGGAAAGAGCUUGUGUUCACAGAAGUUUUAAGCUUUAAGCCACCGCCAGCUUACGCAACGGUCUUACAAAAAUGCAAAUAAAAAACUUAAAAAGUAAGACGUAAUUUUAUUAAUAUGUACUUAAUCAAUUGACUAAGUUUAAAAAAUUAGAAUCAACACAAUAAAUGCCUUAGAUAAAACCAGAUAUAAAAAUGAA
This is a messenger RNA of Anastrepha ludens (Mexican fruit fly), 1291 nucleotides long. RefSeq names its product mitogen-activated protein kinase p38b (gene p38b). The transcript has a single exon. NCBI's taxonomy places the organism in Eukaryota, Metazoa, Arthropoda, Insecta, Diptera, Tephritidae. Gene Ontology annotation, molecular function: MAP kinase activity; ATP binding. The coding region runs from base 91 to 1176 and encodes 361 amino acids. Gene Ontology annotation, cellular component: cytoplasm; nucleus. Gene Ontology annotation, biological process: protein phosphorylation; intracellular signal transduction. The record is from RefSeq and is a predicted model, not a curated record.